This is a messenger RNA of Rhipicephalus sanguineus (brown dog tick), 762 nucleotides long. Its product is annotated as ubiquitin-conjugating enzyme E2 Z. NCBI's taxonomy places the organism in Eukaryota, Metazoa, Arthropoda, Arachnida, Ixodida, Ixodidae. Gene Ontology annotation, molecular function: cysteine-type endopeptidase inhibitor activity; ubiquitin conjugating enzyme activity. The record is from RefSeq and is a predicted model, not a curated record. Gene Ontology annotation, biological process: negative regulation of apoptotic process. Gene Ontology annotation, cellular component: nucleus. The transcript has 2 exons. Bases 1 to 762 code for a protein of 253 amino acids.
AUGCGCGCUUCCCGCUGGGACCCGAAAGCGAUCGAGGACAAGGCGCCGUCGACCCCUAGCCUGCAUAGGUUCAUGCGGGACAUCAAGGAUAUCAAGAACGAGCCCCUGCCCGGGAUCCACGUCUCCUCCUCCGAGGACGACCUGAGCAAGCUGCACGUCAUCGUGGUCGGGCCGGCGGGCACGCCCUACGAGGGCGGCUUCUUCCACUUCUUCGUGAAGUGCUCGCAGAGCUACCCGAUGCGGCCGCCCCUCGUGCGCCUGCUGACCACGGACGCUGGCCGCGUGCGAUUCAACCCGAACCUCUACGCUUGCGGAAAGGUCUGCCUCAGCAUUCUAGGUACUCAGACAGGACUCGCCUGGAACCCGGUCCAGACAAUAAGCAGCGUGCUGCUGUCCAUACAGUCUCUGUUCAAGGAGGAACCGUACUGCAACGAGCCCCAACUCGCAGACGCAUUCUUGAACGACUCCGCGGGCUAUAAGCAACGAUUGCAACACGAAACCAUCAGGGUGGCCGUCUGCGAUGCGGUAGAGGCCUGCAUGCAGGACAAUCCCCCUUGCCCACAGGACCUGGCGGCGGUCGUCAUAAGCACGUUCGCCGACUCCUACGACAAGUACGAGGAUAAAGUCAAAAGCCUGCUUCAUCUUACCGGCACCAAAAUGGAGAAGUGCUUCGUGGGUCCGAAUUUGGAGGAAGCUACCUUUCAGUACGAGACGCUGCUGAGGCGACUCAUGGAAUUGAACGGAGGGAAUAACAGAAACUAG